Messenger RNA from Anopheles bellator, 1288 nucleotides. Its product is annotated as WW domain-binding protein 4. The record is from RefSeq and is a predicted model, not a curated record. Gene Ontology annotation, biological process: mRNA splicing, via spliceosome. Gene Ontology annotation, cellular component: precatalytic spliceosome; nucleus. The transcript has 4 exons. Gene Ontology annotation, molecular function: RNA binding; zinc ion binding; protein binding. The coding region runs from base 132 to 1220 and encodes 362 amino acids. Lineage: Eukaryota; Metazoa; Arthropoda; Insecta; Diptera; Culicidae.
CUCUGUCGAUUUCGAAGAUUUGUGAUAAAUGAUAGAACAGUGAACUUAAAUAGCGUUAAUUUGUGAAAGAAGUUCGAACAAUAGUGCUCUACAAGCGAGCAAACGAAAAUUGACGAGCAGCUUUCUUGGAAAUGGCGGACUAUUGGAAAUCAAACGAUAGGAAGUUUUGUGACUUUUGCAAAUGUUGGAUAGCGGAUAACAAAGCGAGUGUCCAAUUCCACGAAAAUGGAAAACGGCAUCAGCUCAGCGUUCAGAAGCGCAUCACCGAGAUUAGCCGCAACAGCUACAAAGCGCAGCAGGAGCAGAACAAGAUCGAUGCGGACCUGAAAAAAAUGAACGAUGCUGCAAUGAAGGCGUACAUGCAGGAUAUCAGUGCUUGUGCCGACAUUAGCUCGCGGGAACUGUACGAGAAACAGCAACAGGAGGAAGCCAAGGAAGCGGCCGCACAAGCGGUCGGAAGCGCGGGGCCGGUUGCGGAAAGCGCUGAACCUACCGGAUCGCGACCGAAGGCACCGCCCAAGAGGGGCAGGGAAGCGGAUCCGUUCUACCUGGCUGGCGGCGACAGUGACGAGGAUACGAAAUCGUACAGAGAGAAAGCGGCCGCUAAACGUAAGCACUCUGAAGAUGUCGCCAAAGCAGACGAAAAUCGUUCGAUGUGGGUUGAAGCCGCAACGGAUGAAGGUUACACUUACUACUGGAACGUGAAAUCGGGUGAAUCGGUGUGGGAAUGUCCACCGGAGGGUUUCAUGAAAAAGGCCGAGUACGAGAAGCUGUCGAAGAUGGCGUGGCAAAAGCAGAAGGAAACGGCCGAAUCGGAAGCCAAGUACGAGCUCGAGAAUGCGGAUGAAAUAGCGGCCCGGUUGCGGCGCGAAAACAUGGCACAAAUAUUCAGGCAAAACCGGAAGGCGAAGGAAGACUUUGAAAAGAUGGCCGACCGCAAGCGGGAAGCGGAAGCUGACGCCAAAUUGGACCGUGCCCGGAAUCCUUACGGAACGUGGGAAAAGGUGGAGCCUAGGGAUGUAAAACCGGUCGAUUUACAGCUACCCGUUGUGCCAGCGCCGCUUUACGUCCCGAGCGUGGCACCGGAAGCUCCACAGCCAAAGUUCAAAGAGAAGGUCGUUGAUCACGUACCUGCCGAAGUAACAGCCACAGUGAGUGAUGCGUUUGUGAAAAAGAGAAAAUUUCAACGCAACGUCCGGCAAAGGUUGGAUGUAGACUAAACGCGACGGUAGCAUGGAGAAAACGUAUAAAUAGAAGUAAAAGAUUUAAUUAAACUAGAAACUCCCGG